Messenger RNA from Branchiostoma floridae (Florida lancelet), 1227 nucleotides. RefSeq names its product acetylcholine receptor subunit alpha-type acr-16-like. Gene Ontology annotation, cellular component: membrane; synapse; neuron projection. The coding region runs from base 1 to 1227 and encodes 408 amino acids. Gene Ontology annotation, biological process: nervous system process; regulation of membrane potential; signal transduction. The transcript is spliced from 11 exons. The record is from RefSeq and is a predicted model, not a curated record. Lineage: Eukaryota; Metazoa; Chordata; Leptocardii; Amphioxiformes; Branchiostomatidae. Gene Ontology annotation, molecular function: neurotransmitter receptor activity; extracellular ligand-gated monoatomic ion channel activity; transmembrane signaling receptor activity.
AUGGCGGACUCUGACAAUGAGGCAAAGGAUAUCAGCAAUUCUCUGGAGCGCAGCAGCGGCCAGAAAUGGUGUAGCAGGAGAUCACCAGGAAAGGUCCGUGUGCUGAUUACUCCCACCCUGUUCUCACUGAGGGAUGUGGACACCGUUAAACAGGAGUUCUCCGCAGAACUCUGGUUUGAGAUCUUCUACAAGGAUCCAAAUCUCAAAGGGAUCAAAAAUAGAGAUGAAGUAGACUGGGACAAUCAGUGGGACCCACGGAUUGAAAUAAGAAACACGGUGACCGUUGAGAAGAACGUGACACAACAAAACCUGAUCGAGGUUGUCGGUGAGGACGUACCCAUAGUGCACGAGUUCAGGAAGGUUCGGGCAACCUUCAAGGCUGACAUGAACCUCGCCGACUUCCCUGUAGACCACCAGAAACUGACUAUCCAACUGAUGUCAGGCUGGUCAACCAAGAGGGUGGAGCUGAGAAAGAACUAUGGGUCCAUCGACAACAUCAGUGAUGACGACUUUGCAGAUGACGAUCAGUGGAAGGUGAUUAAGUACCUUGAGUGCAAUCCUGGCGAAAAGGGUAACAAGCAGUCAAAAACGUUCGGCAAGUACCCAUUGUACAACAUCACGGCGCAUGUGCAGAGGAAGACGACUUUUUACAUGUGGAACACCGUACUCGUGUUGUUCGUCAUCAUGGGCCUCUCUUUCACCGUGUUCUCCAUCCCGCCAGAAGAGCACAAAGACCGCCUCGGCAUCACCUUUACCCUCCUGCUUACAACAGUGGCCUUCAAGUUGGUUGUAUCCCAGUAUCUACCCACCGUCUCCUACCUAACUCUGCUGGACAAGUAUGUGCUGGGAUGUAUUAUCUUCCAGUGCUGCGUGGCAGUGGAGAACACUUUGGCCUCGGUCUUCUGGGACAAGAAGAGUGCAAGGAUGUUUGACAGGGUCUGUGGCUCCAUAUUGGCGGUUGUGUUCGUCUUGGCACACUUGAUCUUUGGGAAAAUGAUUCGGUUGAAGAGGAUCAAGAACGACAGUGAACUGUUGGAGAUAGAAUACAAGUUCAAGCGUCUGAAGGGAAAAAUUGAGGAAGCUUAUAAGGAGCGGGAAAAGUACAAGGGGCAGCCAGGAGACACCAAGUCCAACUUGAUCAUUAAGGGGUUUACUGAUGAUGAGGUUCAAGAGUUUGAGCAAAACACCGAGUCAAAUUCUGAAGAGGUUCCUCUGAACAAUGUUUAA